UCCAUAAGCGCCAACUACGCGAAAGCGCGUUUUAAAACGUUCAAAAUGCCCACGCAAAGCGGACGCAGCAAGAAAUUGCUGACACUCAAAGUGCCCCCAAAAGUUUGAGCGCUCUACAUGGUAAUCCCACACUUUUUGCACGUCCAAAACAUGGCAAUCAAGGGCAUUUUGUAAUUCAACCCUCCAUGGUGAAUCAUGGGAUGGGGGAUCAUGGAUUUAAACCGUAUUGUAACCGCUUUGCGCCACUGUGGAAGAGUUCAAGCUCCUAAUCUUGGGAGAACACUUCACUCUAAUUUGAUCAAACUUGGGGUUUUGAACAACGUGUUCCUUGCCAACAAUUUGAUUGCCAUGUAUGUAGACUUUUGUCAUCUGCAAGAUGCACACAGGGUGUUCGACGAGAUGCCUGAUAGAAACGUGGUUACGUGGACCACCAUGGCUUCUGCGUAUACUAAUAGUGGAAGACCUCACGAAAAAGCUCUCAUAAUAUACACCCAGAUGUUACGGUUUGGUUCAGAGGAACCAAAUGGUUUUAUGUACUCUGUGGUCCUUAAAGCGUGUGGUCUGGUGGGUGAUCUUGAAUUGGGUAGAUCAAUUCAUAAAAGAAUUUCUGGAGGUGGAUUCCAGUUUGACAUUGUUUUGAUGAAUACCCUUUUGGACAUGUAUGUCAAAUGUGGGAGUUUGAGUGAUGCCAGGAAAGUUUUCGAUGAGAUUUUGCGCAAGAAUGCAACUACAUGGAACACAAUCUUAUCGGGGUAUUGUAAAGAAGGUUUAAUGGAAGAGGCGGUGGACUUGUUUUGUCAAAUGCCAGAACCGAAUGUUAUAUCCUGGAACAGCAUCAUUUCUGGUUUUGCGGAUAAUGGACGCCUGCAGGCAUUAGACUUUGUACAUGUGAUGCACCGAGAAGGCCUUAAGCUUGAUGGAUUCACAUUCCCUUGUGCUCUUAAAUCUUGUGCUUGUCAUGGUUUCUUAACUACCGGGAAACAAAUCCACUGUUAUGUUGUUAAGUCCGGUUAUGAGUCUAACUGUUUUACUGUAUCAGCUCUGGUUGAUAUGUACUCAAAUUGCAAUGCAUUAAAUGAGGCAAUAAAGCUAUUUAAUCUAUACUCUAGGUAUAUUGCUUCUGUUUGUGAUAGCUUGGCACUUUGGAAUUCCAUGCUUUCUGGCUAUGUUGUCAAUGAACACUAUGGAGUGGCUCUGAAUCUGGUUUCCCAAAUCCAUCGGUCAGGUGCAUAUUUUGACUCCUACACUUUCAGUGGUGUUUUAAAGGUCUGCAUCAACUUACUUGAUUUCAGACUUGGGCAUCAAGUACAUGGUUUGGUUGUCACCAGUGGGUAUGGGUUAGAUAAUGUUGUUGGAAGCAUUCUGAUUGAUCUAUACUCAAAACAUGGAAAUGUUAAGGAUGCAUUAGGAUUGUUUCAUAGGCUUCAGAAGAAAGAUAUCGUUGCUUGGUCUGGUUUGAUUACAGAGUGUACUAGAAUGGGAUUAAGCUCAUUAGUAUUUUCUCUGUUUAAAGAUAUGGUUAAUAUGGAUCUUCAAGUAGAUUAUUUUGUUAUUUCAAAUGUUUUGAAGGUCUGUUCAAGUUUAGGAUCUAUUAGAAGUGGCAAACAGGCUCAUGCUUUCUGUGUUAAGAGUGGAUAUGACACAGAGGAGGUUACAGUUACAGCUCUCAUUGACAUGUAUGCAAAAUGUGGUGAAAUUGAGGAUGGGUUAGCUUUGUUUGAUUGUAUGCCAGAAAAAGAUUCUGUAUGUUGGACUGGGAUCAUUGUGGGGUGUGGACAUAAUGGAAGGGCAAUGGAAGCAAUGAAAUUUUUCUGUCAGAUGGUAGAAUUGGGUUUAAAGCCAAAUGAAAUUACCUUUACAGGUGUUCUUUCUGCCUGUAGACAUGCUGGUUUGGUUGAAGAGGCGUGGACCAUAUUUAUGUCCAUGAAAACUGAACAUGGAGUGGAACCUCAAUUGGAGCACUAUAAUUGCAUGGUUGAUCUUCUUGGCCAAGCUGGAUGCUUCAAAGAGGCAGAAAAAUUGAUUGCUGACAUGCCAUUUGAGCCAAACAGAACUCUAUGGUGCUCGUUGCUUGGGGCCUGUGGAACUCACAAGAAUAUGGAACUGGUUGAUAUUAUUACUGAACACCUUCUUGCAUCCUCACCAGAAGACCCUUCAGUAUACGUGACACUUGCAAAUGUUUAUGCAACAUUGGGAAUGUGGGAUAGUUUAAGCAAGGUGAGGGAAGCUGUCAGGGAAGUGGGCAUGAAAGAAGCUGGAAAAAGCUGGAUUGAGAUCUCAGGUUAAGCAAUCCUGCUUCACUGUGUUGCAAUGGUGCAAUUGGUUCGCCUUAUACUUGAACGAAGUGUUUCCACCUUGGUGUGUGAUGGAACAGAGUCCAUCUGAAGUUAAGACCCUAUAUGUGUCAAACAACUGAAUCACAUUAACGAGAUACAGAAACAUCAUGAUGUAUGUGACUUUCGUAAGGAUCUUGAAAAGGAGAUAGUGCUUGGCAGCAAGUUUUGCAGAGAUAUUGCAUUCCAGUUGAUGGGUGAUUGAUAUGAUUGGCUUUGCUACUUGUACCAUGGUUGCUUUAAAUUAUAGGGAUCUGUGAUGGUGAAGCUUGGAGGGUUGUGAGCAAGAGUAAUUAAAGAGAAGAUUUGUGGAAUUGAUGGCCAAGAGAAAAGGUGGUUAAAGAAGAGAAUCAGGAGGAAAAUGCUUGGUUCUCCUUUGGUGCUUUUACUUGGGGUUGAUUCGCACGAUCCAUUCACAUCCAGUAUAAUUUGAAGCUACUUUAUGAAGGUUUCAUGAAGAUCUCACCACAGUCAGGGCAAGAACAGAUGCUACUCCUGAGAGAAGGAUCUCUGGUGAAACCAAGUACAGGAUCUACCACCAUUCUACACUCAUAGCAGCCAGAGAAUCUCCUGAAAGGCAUUCCCCUAAAAGACCCACCAAUGGAUGAAUUGGAAGAUGCAGAGAAUGAAGAAGCAGUGGAAACAACUCCAUUGAGUUCAUGCAGAGGAGCUUUCAUGGAUCUGCUAGAAGCAUCAUUGCUGGCAUUGCUGCUUGAACCCAUUGAGGACCUUUUCUUGUGGACUUCCGGGGAUCCUGUUUCAGGUCUAUGCAUGACCUUGGUGUUGCUACAGAGUGAACCAGAGCACUUCAUUUUCUUGCAUUUCUUGCCAUUCUCCUCCACGGCUUGCUCAUGUUGUUGCUUUUGAUGCUCUUUCUGUUGCUGUCGCUUUUGUUGCUGCUGCUGCUGCUUUUGUUGUUGUUGGUGUUGAGUUUGGAGAUCUUUGCAGGUCAAUAGGCCUCUUAAAACUGACCAAGAUGGAGUUUUCUCAGAUUUUAGGGGCUGCUGGUUUUGGUCUUGGUGCAUUUGCUUGGUAGGUUUUGUUUGGUUUUUGGGUUUAGCCAUUGAAAAUGAGAUCUAACGAAUGGUGAGUUUCAGUCUUCCAGAAUAUCACAUCAGAUGCUUUAGAGACAUGAACUGAAGCAGCUGGGGGAGAGUGGAGCUUCCUUGUGGGGGCUCUUUGACAUCUACAUGUUCUAAUUUAUAUAUUUUUGGCUGUGUUCAAGGCACAGUAAAUGAUGCGCAUCUGACCGUUGAAUUGCGAAGAGAGAUUCAUAUUUCAUGGAUUGGUGGUAUUCUAUCGUAGCUAGGAGAAGAAAGAGAUAUGGGUCCCCCACACAUUAACAUUACUCAAUGGACUGUCUUUAUUGCCCGGUAACAUACGUCCUGACUGUCAGGAUAGAGCGCCUAAAAUUGUAUGCAUUCGAUGGUUGUGAUAUAUUUUAAAGGAGUCAACUUUUUGGUCUUAA
Messenger RNA from Alnus glutinosa, 3801 nucleotides. RefSeq names its product pentatricopeptide repeat-containing protein At4g08210. The transcript has 4 exons. The record is from RefSeq and is a predicted model, not a curated record. Gene Ontology annotation, biological process: RNA modification. Gene Ontology annotation, molecular function: protein binding; RNA binding. Bases 196 to 2286 code for a protein of 696 amino acids. NCBI's taxonomy places the organism in Eukaryota, Viridiplantae, Streptophyta, Magnoliopsida, Fagales, Betulaceae.